UUUUAAUAUCCAAGUCUUUGGAAACUGAUCACCCUCCAACUUAACAACGACCUGUCUACAAGAUCAUACAAAUCAUGGCUAUUCGCUUUCCGAGGAUUGCUAAUGCCAAGCAAGUGCCACGACGAGCUGCCGAGGGUUCGGACGUUCCAAAAGGCUAUUUUGCUGUAUAUGUUGGAGAAGACCACAAGAAGAGAUUUGUUGUUCCCAUUUCCUAUUUGAAGAAUCCCUCGUUUCAAGAGUUGUUGUCUCAGGCAGAGGAGGAAUUUGGCUUCGACCAUCCUAUGGGUGGACUCACCAUUCCUUGCAGAGAAGAAGUCUUCAUUAGCCUAACUUGUAGUUUCUAGUCCGACAAGUGAUGUAAUUGAAACACUGACUGACCGUGUUACCCAAUUUUGAACAGACGAGUGUAUACUUCAGUAAUCUGUCUCCCGACCCAUGUAACGAAAAACCAUGUUUAUAUGGAAUCAAAUUUCUUCCA
Messenger RNA from Punica granatum (pomegranate), 478 nucleotides. Lineage: Eukaryota; Viridiplantae; Streptophyta; Magnoliopsida; Myrtales; Lythraceae. The record is from RefSeq and is a predicted model, not a curated record.